Molecule: messenger RNA, 2298 nt
Organism: Ostrinia furnacalis (Asian corn borer)
Lineage: Eukaryota; Metazoa; Arthropoda; Insecta; Lepidoptera; Crambidae
Product: Ciz1 zinc finger protein
Exons: 13
Coding region: 112-2139 (675 amino acids)
Source: RefSeq, a predicted model, not a curated record
UCUGUGGUUUAAGUUUCUCUAUGGUUUAAGUUGCUUGAUUGAGUGACGUGCUUUGGUGUGGUGUCUUGUGAAUAUUUUGACUACUUUCCAGUUUUGUGGACUAUUAAUGCGAUGUCAUCUCGCGGACGCGGCUAUGGAGGAUACAGCGGGAGAGGCAGCUUCAACCGGGGAAGUAGUUAUCGCGGAUCUUACCGAGGGAGCAGCAAUCGUGGGUCCUACGAGAGUCGUGGAGGACGUGGUGGUGGCUACUCAUCAUACAACAAUGAUUCCCGCUACAACAAUAGUAGUGGUCAUAGAUACUCCAGCAGCCGUGACAGGAUGGAAGAACCUUAUUCCAAAAAAAGUUAUAGAUCGGAAAGUUCUGCGAGUUAUUCAAACCGAGACUAUGGCGGAAGAUCUGGAUCUCCUGAGCGUAAGAGAAUGAGAAUGGAGGGAUCAUCGAGCGAUAGACGUAGCCAUGAUGGCGGCGGACAUUACGGCGGAUCGUACAGCGGUAGACAAGAGAGUUACAGCGGUGACAGGAGGUCGUACGGCGGCGAGGAGAGAAGGCGCUCGCCCAACCGCGAAGCGUACCGCAAGCCAAGUGGCAUGGGCCCGCCGCGAGAGCCGGCGCGCUCGGCGCUGCGGCCGCGCGCCUCGCGCCGCUCCUUCCGCGGCCGCACGAUCCGCUCGCGCGCCUCCUUCCGCGGCGCGCCGCGCUCGCGAGGCACGUUUACCUCUAGGCGGUUCAAUGACCGGACCCUCGGGUAUACCCGCGCGUUCAGAUCUAUCAAAGGAAGAAGCUCUAUCAAAUCUAAAGAAGAUGCCUCAUCAACUGAAGAAGAUUGGGAUGCUGAUGAGAAAGAAGAGGAAGAAGAAGAAACCACCGAAGAGAAGAAGGAAACCAAGAUCAAGUCACCUAAGCCCGAAGCGGAGGCGUCCGACGGCGAGCCAGCGGACGGCGGCGAGGACACGGACAAGGAGCCGGACACCGCGUCCGACGCCGCGCCGCCGCGCGCCCGCCCAUACGUGCAUUUGUCUUGCGUCCAUUGCAAGGAUAAGUGUGCUACUUUCGCAGGCUACGCGAAGCACCUGGUGUCGAGCAAGCACCGCGCGGCCAUGAGCGCGGUGGCGCGGCGGCACAAGGCGCAGCUGCUGCGCAUGCGCGUGGCGCAGCGCGGCGCGCAGCGGGAGCUGGAGGCGGCGGCGGGCGCCGAGCUGGCGCCGCGCACCACGUUCUGCCUCGUGUGCCGCCUCAACCACCGCACCACGCGCCACGCGCACAACCUCACCGACACGCACCGCGCCAUGAAGCGCUUCCUCAUGCCCUUCUGCCGCAUCUGCCGCGUCACCUUCCGCUCGCCGAUGAUCUACGAGCACCACAUCUGCUCGCUGGAGCACUUGAAGAGAAAAGCCAAUCAAUCGGCCCGGCGGGCUAGCCCUAAAGCCGAGGCCAGCGGCGAUGAAGGCAUGGACGUCGACUUGGACAACUUUAUGACUCUGGACUCUGUCGGCGACGUAGAUGAAGUCGAAGAUGAAGAUUCUGGUGGUGAGAAAAAGGAGGAAACGUCGCCCAAGAAACCUAAGGUUGAAAUAAACAUUGGCAGCGAACACAUCAAGAAAAUGGAGGUAUGGUGGUGUGAGUUGUGCCGCGUGUACCUGCCGCGCGCCGAGGCGGGCGGCGCGGACGAGGCGGAGGCGCUGCGCAAGCACUGCCGCCUGCGCAUCCACCUGGGCCGCUACGUGCAGCACCGCGACACGCGCACGCUGCGCAAGCACGCCGAGCGAAUUCACCGUCAGCUGCACCAGCAGAAAGAAGAUGAAGAGAAGGAUGCAGCAGUCACAGAAGAUAGCGAAGUCAAAAUUGAAAAAACGGAACCUGCAGAAGAGUCAAAGAAAGUUGAAAAUGGAGAAACUGCUAACACAUCAGGCAAUGAAGACAAGUUAUGGGCUGAUGUUGACAAAGAUAUUGGAGAGUUGUUACGAGAGGUCGACCCGCAAGGCAAUGAAGGCAGUGACGAUGACGAUGACCUUGACAGGUAUGACAAAUUCCGCAAGAGCGAUAAGAAACUUAAAAUUGAUGGGUUAGAAGAAAAUGAUACCAACGUAACUGAAAACGUUAACGAAAAAAACGACAUUGAAGUUAAAUCAUCGGCGUAGGAGUGUAAAUCAAUUCUUUAAUGAAUUCCUAGGUUUCUUGUAGGUGUAAAUGCUUAUGGUUUUCGUUUAGCAUCCGUUGUGGUAUUGGAUGUAUUUUCAUUAUUUUAUCAAUGUAUGUGUAUGUAAUAUAGAUUAAUUAAUAAAGUAUACUUAAGAAUA